Molecule: messenger RNA, 2067 nt
Organism: Cladophialophora psammophila CBS 110553
Lineage: Eukaryota; Fungi; Ascomycota; Eurotiomycetes; Chaetothyriales; Herpotrichiellaceae
Exons: 6
Coding region: 1-2067 (688 amino acids)
Biological process (GO): regulation of transcription by RNA polymerase II; DNA-templated transcription
Cellular component (GO): chromatin
Molecular function (GO): DNA-binding transcription factor activity, RNA polymerase II-specific; RNA polymerase II cis-regulatory region sequence-specific DNA binding; zinc ion binding
Source: RefSeq, a predicted model, not a curated record
AUGUCACCAUUGGUAAGUUGCCGAGCUGACCAAUUGAAUGGUAUCCAAGCAGAUCGGUGGCAGAGACCACAUGCUUGUCCAAUAUGCGGUCUCACGUCCGCACGCAAGGAUGUCAUCUCGCGACACAUGAGAGUUCUUCAUCGUGGAGCUGGGGGGCCAGCAGACGCACAUGCAGGACAAGUACCUUGCAUUAAUCCAGACGCAUCAUCCACCGACUCCAAUUUUGACCUAAACGGCCAGAUCGUGGAAGAGCAUCCACCAAACGACAACAACAAUAGGGAUACGAACAGCUUAGUGAACAACCAGGUCAUCCCAGAGGUUCUCCCUUCGUUGUCCACGCUCCUGAACGCACAGAGUGCCGCCGUCGGCGCCAACGUCAACGCCUUCGAGCUGGGUCUCGAUCGGGGAUGGAAAGCUCCAAUCUUGGACCGUGUGCAAGCCCCAGCAGCAAAUGCAGAAGUCGCUCCUCAGCCUCAGAUGAACUUCCCGCUCCUAGAUGAUGCUUUUAUCCAAUGGCCGUGGGAUGAACCAUUCUACGCCCUUCCGUGGUCCGAAGACACAACCAGGAACAUAUUAGCAAGGAAUGGUGAUCCAGACAAUGGAGAAUACCAAUCUUCUGGUUUGUUCCUGGGAUUGAUUCCCUCUGAAAUUGAACAGGCAAAGGUCAACCUACAACUCUUUGACAUCGAGAAUCGACUCAGCGAUUUCGUAUUCCCAACCAGCUAUAUGGUGAUCAGGCUCGUGCGAGGAUUUUUCAAGCACUUUGCGCCACAUUGCCCGAUUAUCCAUCCGCAAACUUUCUCGAUCGGCACAAUUCAAGCACCUCUUUUGCUCGCUGCAAUGGCGUGCGGCGCCGUCUACUUGAAUGAACAAGAGGUCAGCAUCCGCUUAUACUACGCGGUCUUGAAGCUGUUGAGCGAGAACGAAGAUCUGGUAAUUGCUGGCCAAAGGGACUCGGGGUUUCAACUCUGGGAAUUGCAGACGAGACUCCUUACCUGCCAGUUCGGGCUCUUCGGAGGCGACAGUCGGAUUCAGCGGCAGGCUCGUCUGUCAUUCACCAGACUGCACGUGCUCGGCCGCGAAGCUUCUGUGGAGGCUACAAAAGUUUCUGCGCAUGACUGGGCAGGUUGGGUGUUUCGCGAGAGUAUGAUCAGGUGCGUGGCUUGGACCACAGUCCUCAGAGCAGUCUUGCUCUGUAACGAAGAUAAUGCGGUGUUGAGGAGCUCGAGCGCCGAGUUUGAUGGAGCGCUGCCCUGCUCGGAGGAAUUGUGGUCGGCUGGCGGCAUCAGCUGGCAGAAUUCACCACGAGUGACGACUUCUUCUGUGGAUUGUUUCAGGCAACUUCUCUCGGGAACUCCGCUCGACGACACGAUCAGUCCGUUCGGCCUGUUGACACUGAUCAGUGUCAUUCUCUCCCAUAUAUGCACACUUCGCCUUGGAAACCACACAGGGACGGUCGCGACCCCACCUCCGGAUGAGGAAUCCCUCAAACUGGCGCUGCAUACAUGGGAAGAGGCGUGGAGAACCCAUCCACAUGCGACGACUGUCCCGGAUGCACCCCAGGGCCCGCUGAUGGCCGACGCGCUUGUCGUGCUCAACUCCGCAUAUUACCGCUUAUACGCGAACGUGCAGAUGAACGAAAUGAAGACGCUCGCCCUGCUACCAGUCGACCAGGUCUCUCGGAGCCGGAUGGGAAGGCUCUAUCACUUCGACAAUCCUCCUGACCUGAUGAAAGCGAUAGUCCGAGCCUGCAGGUGUCUGCUGGUCCGUGUCCGCUUGGGACUGGGCUACCUGUUGAAGACUUCGUGCUUGAACUACCCAUGCUACGCGCCGUUGGCCGCUUAUGAAGGAAGUCUGUUGAUGUGCUGGUACCUCCUUGGUCGGCACCUCUCGGAGAUUCCCGGACCAGAAGAGCUCGUCAUCACCACCAUGAUGGACGAGAUCGUCGCCGAGAGCGAAUAUAAAUACGAAAAGCCGAUCCAAAGAGAGCUGCUGCCGAUCAUGAUCUACAGGGACAUGAUCAGGGAGAGAUGGGUCUGGCCUGGUAUGUUGCUCCGGAGUGAAUGA